CAUCAUCGUCAUCAUCAUCAUAAUCAUCAUCAGAAGCAGCGGCAGCUACAAACACACUUUGCUUGUAUCCUGAUUCGUAGGGUGGUAUCCCUAUAUUGGGGGUGCUUUUUUGCUUUUAUUUUUGUUGCUGUCUUAUUAGACUUAGCAGACUCCGAGGCUCUGUAAUCAUCUUUCGGUUUAGUUGUGAUUUUGCCGGUGUACCGUGAUGUCAUUGCGUCGCAAAACCUCACAGGAUCUUUUUAAAUUUCCAUACAAAUUUCUAUAAAUGUCACCAGCUGAAUUACUGUUAGUUUUCUAAGGAUUUUUCGAUUGUUAAUUUAUACUUCUAUACAACUUACUAUCAAAUGUAAUAUCGAAAAAAGGAUAUCAGUGUUACGAUGAAGAAAACAAAAAGGAUUCAUCAUCAGAGAUCCUUAUUUGACAAGAAAAAGAAUUUUAUGUGUGUAAAUCAGUGCGGGUCUAUUUCGUCCUUGAUUUAUGACCAAAAUGUGAAUGACAAGUGAAUUGUUCCUUGUUUUUUGUUUUCAUUAUUUUGCGUAUAGAAGAAUUGAUAUACUCCUCGUAUAAAAUAAACAAAGAAUAGAAAGAAAGAGAUUCUCUUUUGUCCUCGUACUUGAUUUCGAUAUAUCGAAAAAGGAUAAUAAUUCAAAGCUCAAUCUUGCUUCUUCUUUUUUUUUGAUUUUACGGUCGUGAUUGUCGUAGUCUUGUGUUCGAUUUUGUCGGAUUUUUUUCAUUUGAUUUUACAUUGUGCUAGUCCAGUUGGCUUGUGAACACAUUGCGGAAGAUCCUUCUGCACUUUAUGUUUUUUGUUUUUAUCUUCAUUGGUACUUGGUAUAGGAAAGCAAAUUCAACACAAACACACAGAAAAGGAUUAUCCCAUUUGGCAGGAGUAUCCUGAUCAUCUAUAUACACACAAAAGGAACAAAACCAAGUCCACCUAUAAUUUAUGUUUACAUUUAUAUCUAGUGCUGGUCACGUCCUACUGUGCAAAUGCGGAAUCCUUUAUAGAGGUGCAUAGAUACAGUAUUUAUAACAAAAACAACAACAAUAACAACAACAAAAACAACAGGAAAUCGUUGCAUUAACUUAUAUAUCCAAGGAGGAUGCUAUCCCUUGCAUGGCUGACAGUAUUUAUUAUUUUCGUAUAUGUUCCGGGUUCAACAUUAAAUGUCAUUGAGAGCUCCUCAUCUCUGUUGUUGUUGUCAAAAUCAGAUUCAGAAACAACAACUAAGCUAGAUAAAUCAUCAGUGGCAUUAGUAGGUUCGUCAUUAAUGCCAGGCGAUGAUGAUGAUGAUUAUGCAAAAGGAAAACUAAUUUUAAGAACAAAUAAUAAUAAUAAAACAGGAGAAGUAAUAGAGUUGAGUGAUAUCACAGCAGUAUCAGCAGCUAUCACUGGUAAUACGACAAUAGCAGCAAAGUAUCAGCAGCAAGAGUCCUUUAAACAGGAGGAACAAGCAGAAGUGUCAGACAACGCACAUUCCGUUAUAACAAAAGAUCCAUCACCAUCAUCGCCAUCAUCAUUAUUAUUAUCGUCGUCGCCGAGUUUGCUGAACAUUGAAUUGACACAGGCAACAACUUCAACGACAAAUACACCAACGCUUACGCCAACGCCAACGUCGACGACAACUACUUCGGCUAUAAUACAACGGACAACCACGACGAAGGCAGCAACAACAACAACAAUAAAAACAAAAGCAACAACAGAGACAGCAAUAAGAACGUGGAAUAAUUUAAAUGAUUACGGAAAUAGCAAAAAUAACAAUGGCCGAAGAAGUAACAGCAUUUAUGAGCAACAUCAGCAAACACCACAACCACCACCGUUGCCGCCACCCUCGGCACAACAACAAAACCGGCAACACUUACAGUUAGCAUUAUUCUCGGAAACGCAGUCGUCGCCAUCGUCCUUGUCGUCGUCGUUGAGUCCUCAACAUGAAUCAAGGAAUACAGCAACUGUCCUGCCUUUGCAAUUAACGCAAGCUAUUCAAAAUACGGCGAGUGUAAUCAUUCGCGGUAAUAGUUUGAAUUGGGGGUAUGUGGAGCUGGCUUCAAGUGAUUCGCCUCCAUACUCAAUAUCAACCCUCUCCCGGACAGAAAUGCCAGCAAUAACAGCAGCAACUCGACUGCCACUUCGAGCAGCAGUCUCCCAGCCAUCAUCGACAUCAUCAGCAGCGUCAUUUGUGCUAUCACUGUCACCGGGUUCGUCGUCGUUUUUGUCCUCAUCUGAAUUGCCAUUAAUGUCGUCCUCGUACUCGUCGUCGUCGCCACCAAUGCCGUUGUCGCCAACGACUUCGACUUUGUCAGCGUCGAUGUCGUCGUUGUCCACUACUUCAACUGCCAGGACAACAACAUCUACAACGACACCAAAGUCGCCGUCUCUAUCAUCUUCGGACGGGUAUCUAAAUAUAACCAGCCAAGCUGGCACCCAUGCCUAUCUACCGUGCAAUAUCUUAAAUAAUUUCUUUGAGUGUAAGAGGCAAUUCUUGUCGGAUUUAGUCCUGGCCAGUGGGGCAAUGGGCAAUAACGCCGCCGCGGAUAAACUGAAUAAUAGCAGUUAA
Molecule: messenger RNA, 2555 nt
Organism: Eupeodes corollae
Lineage: Eukaryota; Metazoa; Arthropoda; Insecta; Diptera; Syrphidae
Product: mucin-2-like
Exons: 3
Coding region: 1104-2555 (483 amino acids)
Source: RefSeq, a predicted model, not a curated record